Rhododendron vialii is the source of this 1853-nucleotide messenger RNA. RefSeq lists its product as uncharacterized. Gene Ontology annotation, biological process: RNA (guanine-N7)-methylation. Bases 126 to 1439 code for a protein of 437 amino acids. Gene Ontology annotation, molecular function: tRNA (guanine(46)-N7)-methyltransferase activity; protein binding. The record is from RefSeq and is a predicted model, not a curated record. NCBI's taxonomy places the organism in Eukaryota, Viridiplantae, Streptophyta, Magnoliopsida, Ericales, Ericaceae. The transcript has 10 exons. Gene Ontology annotation, cellular component: cytosol; nucleus; tRNA methyltransferase complex.
GUCCGUUCAAAAUUCCCAAAUCUUUUCAAAAGCUAGGCUUGUGGGGAUAGAACCCUCAAAAACCCUAAAAACGAAGGCUUUGGAGGUUGCUGUAUUCAUUCAUCCAAUAAGCAGAGAUAAAAAGAAUGGAGGAGACUAGUAUAAUGGAAGACGGAGAGCAGAACAGAGAGAUGGAGGUGGCUCCGGCCCUAAUCGCGGUCCACCCGACCCAAGAAUCCGUCGCAGUCGCCGUCGGGUCGGACCUCCGCGUCUUCGAUUUCAAGACUGGCGGUCCAGUUCAUUUGGUCGACGAUACUGCCGACCCUUUUCAUAGAGAUUCCAUUAGAGCAGUCCGUUAUGGUGCGAAAGGCAAGCUUUUAGUGACUGCUGGUGAUGAUAAACUAGUUAAGAUUUGGCACACUGAUGCCUGGAGCUGCAUUUGUACUGUGUUGUCCGAGAAGAGAGUUAGCGCGGUUGCUAUAAGCAAUGAUGGUCUGUUUACCUGUUUUGCUGACAAGUUUGGAGUUGUUUGGGCCGUGGAUUUGGAUGGAUUUCAUGAUAAUCAAUCUUCAGCCAGUAAGAAGGCAGUGCCAAUUCUUGCCCACUAUUGUAGCAUCAUUACUAGCCUGGAAUUCUCGCCAGAUGGACGAUUCAUCAUUAGUGCUGAUCGGGAUUUUAAAAUUCGUGUUACUGUGUUUCCAAAGAAGACUUCAGAUGGAGCUCAUGAGAUACAGAGUUUUUGCCUGGGUCAUUCCGAGUUUGUUUCGUGCAUAGCCUUUGUUGGGGCUUCAGAUUACCCUGAUGGGUUCCUUGUCUCUGGAAGUGGUGAUUCAACAGUUCGAUUGUGGGAUAUAACGUCUGGAUCUCUCCUUGAUACCUGUGAAGUUGGAGCAGAGGCAGGAUCUCUAGGAUUUCCACAGUCUAAUGGAGAAGAAGAUGAAUGCUGUUCUGCCAUUACUGAUCUAUGUGCCAUUCCAAUCUGUUCAUUAGUUGCAGUGGCCAUCCAAGGCCUCUCAGGAGUGGUGCUUUUGAGCUGCAACCUUUCUGAAAAAACUCUUUCGAUUACUCAGGUGAUUUCCAUCAAGGGAGAGACGUUCAUUCCGACAAGCAUAGGAACUAGCUCUUCCUCAGAUCUAUUGUGGAUGGUAACUGGCGUCUCCAACUUGCAAGGUUUCAAUUCCUCUUCUUUGGCCCAUGUAAAGGCCAUAUCUGGUUUCACCAAAUUGAAUCAAGUUUCUGUUGAGAUUGAAUCCACCGUGUUGGAAGACAAAGACAUGCCCGGUGGCAUGCAACUGCUCGAAAAGUUGCAAGGAAGUGUGAAAAUCGAGGAAGAUGUAUUUUUAGCUGCUUCAGAAACUCUGAAGACAGCAAUGCGCAAUUUGCUGAUUAAAAAGCAGUAUUCCGUGGAGAAGCGCGAGUUCAGAAAGAGGGGCAGAAAUGAUAGAAAAAACAAGCGCUAGCAAGAUUUCGACAAUGGUAGCACCCCUUUUUUUUGUUUUUUUGUUUUGGUUUUUUGGGUAAUGUGCAAUUUUGGGAGCAACUCUGUUGGUUUCCUCUUCUUGUUUUUGUCCUUGUAGUUAUUUAUCACCCUAAGGAAAUGGGUUUAGGCAGAUUUUUCGCUCAGGAAAAUCGAUUUUCGGAUGGUAAACCUCUAAAGGCUGUUUGGUCGAGCAUUUGAUUUUUUAACAUCUUGAAGUGCAAGAUGCAGACAGAAUUUGUUCCGGUGUUGUCUUGGCGCAUGGGUAUGCUGUAAUCGCUUUUAUUUUAGUGCGUCUGUUGACUCGGUAAUGUAUAAUACAGUAUAUUGUUGGGGCUUAUUCGUUUGGAGUGCUCAAAAUUCUUGCGCACGGUCUCCAGUAAAUUUUUUUUUUAUC